CCUUUAUAUAUAUCUAUGAUGGUCUCCAUCAAACCACACCGGAAGUUCUUUUACUGCUUUUAAAGCGGCGCAUCCAGCGUUUUGUGGAGGACACAAUUCAGCCGAAAUGAUCAGUAAAGUGGUUGGUGCGAAGUAUGUGGCCAUUGCCAAAUCAUGGAUCCCAACCAUGGCGGUUUGGGGCACAGCAGGAGGUGUGGCCCUGGUCCACUUCACAGAUUGGCGAUUGAUUUUGGAUUAUGUCCCCUACAUAAGCGGCAAAUUCAAGAAUGACGAGUAGAGACACUCAGUCAGGUCGGUGCCGUUGUUCCAGACAGAGACUUCGAUAAUGAACCAUAACUGCCUGAGCCUGCAUUGGCUGCUGGGCCACUGAAAGCGGUCGUCUUCAUCCUGCGGCUCAGCCAGCAUUGAACUGUUAUCUCCAUCAUGGCAUGAAACCAACUGGAGUUUGUCACCUUAAACAGUGCAAACUUGGACGGAAGGAAAAUACCACACCAACACCAACGAUAGAUGGACUUUUCUUUUCUUUUACCACUUUUGGUUCGCAAAUGGAAAAAUCUUUCCUUCAUGUAACACUGUAAUUUUUUGAAAGAGAAUUAAAGUAUGUGAGAUAUAACCUA
Molecule: messenger RNA, 617 nt
Organism: Pungitius pungitius (ninespine stickleback)
Lineage: Eukaryota; Metazoa; Chordata; Actinopteri; Perciformes; Gasterosteidae
Gene: uqcr11
Product: cytochrome b-c1 complex subunit 10
Exons: 3
Coding region: 107-277 (56 amino acids)
Biological process (GO): mitochondrial electron transport, ubiquinol to cytochrome c
Cellular component (GO): mitochondrial inner membrane
Source: RefSeq, a predicted model, not a curated record